This is a messenger RNA of Lampris incognitus (smalleye Pacific opah), 654 nucleotides long. It is a transcript of the gene batf, whose product is annotated as basic leucine zipper transcription factor, ATF-like. The record is from RefSeq and is a predicted model, not a curated record. The transcript has 3 exons. Gene Ontology annotation, cellular component: nucleus. Gene Ontology annotation, biological process: regulation of transcription by RNA polymerase II. The coding region runs from base 37 to 414 and encodes 125 amino acids. Lineage: Eukaryota; Metazoa; Chordata; Actinopteri; Lampriformes; Lampridae. Gene Ontology annotation, molecular function: DNA-binding transcription factor activity, RNA polymerase II-specific; RNA polymerase II cis-regulatory region sequence-specific DNA binding.
GAGAGCAGCAAGGGGUUUCAGGCGCCACAGUUGGCUAUGGCUCAAGGCUCUGACAGUAAUGACACAAGUUACCAUAAGUCCCCAUCGCCGAGCAGCAGGCUGGCUUCCACAGAUGAUGCAAAGAAGGUGAUGCGGAGGGAGAAGAACCGGAUUGCAGCUCAGAAAAGCAGGAUGAGACAGACUCAGAGGGCCGACAGUCUGCAUUUGGAGAGCGAGGCCCUGGAGAAAGAGAACGCUGCCCUAAGGAAGGAGGUGAAGCGGUUAACAGAGGAGGCCAAGUAUCUCUCCUCUGUGCUGAGCAGCCAUGAACCUUUGUGCACUGGCCUAGCACCACAGACGCCAGACCUCCUCUAUCCUCCACAUCACAGCAACUAUCACCACCAGCACAUCGCUGUUCCACACUACCAGCACUGACCUGACCCAAUGCUGAGGUGGCCGUAAGACAUGCUGCGAAAGAUGACUGACCUCAAUGCAGAGUAAAUGGACUUGGAAAGGGGAUAUGGGGGGUGGGGGUGAUAUGCAUUGCCCAUAGAUUUUAGCCUGUAGACAGUUUCCCCACAUGACCGUUUACAUUUUUGUCAGAGUGGGGAAUAUCCAUAAAGAAUUGUAUGUUGGGCCAGUAAACCCCACCUCGCUCCAGAGAGCGACAGGGUU